Messenger RNA from Arabis nemorensis, 471 nucleotides. Lineage: Eukaryota; Viridiplantae; Streptophyta; Magnoliopsida; Brassicales; Brassicaceae. The record is from the annotation of a GenBank genome assembly.
AUGAAGAAAAAGACGAGGAAGCGCAAGAUUCUUGCGCUUUGCUCUCUGUCUCCCAGAGGAAGAUCGUUUGACAACUGCGUUGAUGAGAUGCAACGUGCGGAAGAACUAAGGAAUUUUCUGAUUGAUGUAGCUUCUUCCAGUAAAAAUACCGGCCAGAUAUCCGAUUCUGGUGGCUGGAGCUCCUCAGAUGAUGACGAAGAUCCAAUGGAUGAAAAUCCAGAUUCUGAGAGUGAGAAAAAUGCAAGUUUCAAGGAACAUAGACGGGCACACUAUGACGAGUUUCGAAUGGUAAAGGAGCUGAGAUCGUCGGGGUCAUUCUAUGGUGAAGACGCAGAAGUGAAGGAUAGCACCAGAACGGGUAAAUCCGAGGCAACAAUCUCACAAAAAACUACCGGUGUUAAAGGCUUGGAUAGAGAAACGACUGAUGGUGCUGGGGAUACGAUAUCAUUGGGAAAGUCAACUUGUAGUUGA